Molecule: messenger RNA, 2438 nt
Organism: Bombus huntii
Lineage: Eukaryota; Metazoa; Arthropoda; Insecta; Hymenoptera; Apidae
Gene: Nasp
Product: nuclear autoantigenic sperm protein
Exons: 3
Coding region: 605-1978 (457 amino acids)
Biological process (GO): DNA replication-dependent chromatin assembly; CENP-A containing chromatin assembly
Cellular component (GO): nucleoplasm
Molecular function (GO): histone binding
Source: RefSeq, a predicted model, not a curated record
UUCUUCUUCUUCUUCCCCUUUGCUCGUUCUUUGAUUCGAUGCACUCUUUUUUGAAUUAUUGUUCUCCUUCUAGGUGGUACUAUUCUUGGCAAAUUUUGUUAAAGACGGCGGUGGUUCACCGCAUUGUCGUUUUUUACUACUGUUUCUUUGAACUGUGAAGAACUCUUUCUUUCAAGUGUGAAACAGCCUUUCUAAGAUAACUCUUUUGAGGAAGCAUGCCUUCAUAGUAAGAUUGUAGUUGUUAAAGGUUUAACGAUGCGCUUGAUAUCGGAUGUCUCCUUGGGAGUUUUAAUGUCAAAUUAAGCUUCUUGCGAAGCUGGAUAUAAUUGGGAUACCUAACUUUCUUCUAGAAUUAUGUGAUGUAGAAACUUCAGUAAUAUCUAUUACUAAGAACGGAUCAUACAAACUUUGAACUAGGAACAAAAAUUGCAUGACCGCAGGUUGUGGAGCUAGUAGGUCGCAAGAAGUCAUUAGCAUCGACGUUGCAUCAUUUCGCGGGAUUCUGUUAUAAAGGUGGAUCUUUGCUCGUUAGCAGGUUGUUUGCAAGAGAAUUAGGAAACUGCGAUUGUCGCUUAACGAGCUGCUUACCUACCAUUGUUCUAACAUGGCCGACGUUGCCGAAAACGCAGCCUUCACUGACCCAGCGACCGCGAUCUCCCAUGGCAAACGGCAUCUCUUAGUCCGGGACUACACCAUGGCUGUAACCGCAUUGGCACAAGCAUGUCAACUGCUCGUCGAAAAACACGGAGACACCGCGGACGAACUUGGCGAGCCUUAUUUGCUUUACGGUCGGGCUCUUCUUGGUUUAGCGAGAGAGGAAGCUGGAGUGUUGGGUGGCGGAGUGCCGGGCACAGAAGAAACUGAAGAAGACGAUGAAGAGGACGAGGAAGAGGCUGAAGACGAGAAAUUGAGCAACGUUGACGAGAAGGAAGAAGAGGAGACUGAAGAACACACAGACAAUGGAGCAGUUAACGAGGCAAAAGAGAAAACCGCCACCGAAAACAAAACUGAAGAGUCGGAAGCUGAGCAGGAACUCAAGAAACCGGAAGUUGAGAAAAAAGAAGAGAAGGUAGAAACGAGCAGUGAAAAGAACGAAACAGAAAAAUCGGACUCUGAUAGGACUGAAGAUAGUAAAACGGCGAAACAAACGGUCGAAAAGCCAAAAGAAGAUGAGAAAUCUGCGGCUGACUCCAGUAAAGAUACAAGUAACGCUAAUGGACCUUCUUGUUCAACUGAACAAAAUGGGGUUGCCAAGGAAAAUGGAGAAAAUGAUGGUGAGGACAUAGAAAAGGAAGACGAAGAGGAUGAAGUUAACAAUCUACAGGUUGCCUGGGAAGUGUUAGAACUAGCGAAACUGGUGCUAUUAAAGCGUGGUCAAUCCGGUUGGAAGUUACUGGCCGAUGCUUAUCGACUCUUAGGAGAAGUGGCCAUGGAAGGAGGGAACUUUCAGGGUGCUUUGAACGAUCUACAUCGAUGUCUGGAACUUCUGCAACAGAUUGAGCCGCGAGAGCCAAGGGCGAUAGCCGAAAUCCAUUAUCAGCUUGCAUUAGCUCACUCCUUGGGCAACGAAUUUGACGCCAGUAUUGAAGAAUUUAACAAAGCUACGGAAUUGCUGGAUUCGCGUAUCAAAGAUUUGGAAGAAAUGAAAGAACCUCCCAAAACGGACGAUUCCUUCUAUACGGUAGAAGGGGAGAUUCAAGAACUGAAAGAGUUGCUCCCAGAAAUCCAAGAGAAAAUCUCAGAUAUGAAAGACUUUAAGCAGGAAGCUUGCAAACUCGUCAUAGAAGGUAUCAAAAACAAAGUAGCUGGUGGCUGUUCAAAUGGUGCUGGACCAAGUGGUAGCAACGACUCUGCACCUAAAGUUCAAAAACCUGCUAGUGAUAUAUCUCAUUUGGUGCGUAAGAAACGGAAAGCCGAAGAGUCAGAGACAGAGAUUACAUCGCCAUACAAAAAGCCGACGCCGGAAAAAACUGUUUGAAUGAGUUUGGUGCAUCUGAAAUGUUCUUGGUACCUUGUUACUUCGUUUAGCGGGGUGAAAAUUUGAGGGAAAAAUUUUUAUUGAAAAUGGAAUUUUUAGCGCUGGACCAAAAUAAGAUAAAAAUUGGCCAUCCCACUGGAAAGACUUUGUAUACCAGAAAAGAUGUUUUAAUAGGAAUGGAUAGAAUAUACUAAUUUGAUUCUAUCUCUUUUGUUCGAUGAUUACAGUUCAUAUAUUGUUUGAAAAUUUAUGUAUCUUAUUUCUUUCUUUUUCUCGCUAUUUCUGUAACUCGUGUAUUUAUUCUAUACCUAAUCAGGAAUUUGCAUCAAAUAAGUUGAUUAUUACAUCCAAAUUAUAAUAAUUUUUACCUCUUAUUUUCUAGGACAUAUUAAAACAUUAAAACAUAAGGCUGUUUAUGUAUAAGUCAAACUAAUAAACGUUAAAUGCUGAUUUUUCUAAA